GCAUGUACCCUAAUGUAAAUGCGUGUGUGUUGAGCGUGCCAGGUCUAGAAACAUGGCGGCCUGCGCGUUACGCCGAGGCUUGCUGAGCACUGUCAGUAAAUACAACAAGAAACACGUACACAGGAUACUGAGUGUGGUGGACAGCAGCAGCGGGUCCGAGGCGUUCAGACCGCGGGUUAAAUGCUUAGCCUGCGGGCUGUCCGGCGGCUUUCAGCAGAAGAGGUUCAUGUCGUCACGGCCUGAAGGGAAGAUUCUGGAGACGGUGGGAAUGUUUGAGGCUGUGAAGCAGCACGGCAAAUAUGAAACGGGACAGCUGUUUCUCCACAGUGUGUUUGGCUACAGAGGCAUCGUCCUGUUCCCCUGGCACGCCCGCCUCUACGACAGAGACAUCACCCCUCCCAUGUCUGAAAGUAAACCUGACGCUCCGGGUGCACACGGCUCCAAGGAGGUGAAGGGGAAGACUCACACAUACUACCAGGUCCUGAUUGACACCAGGGACUGCCCUCAUAUAUCUCAGAGGUCCCAGACGGAGGCAGUGACGUUUCUGGCAAACCAUGACGACAGCAGAGCCCUGUACGCUAUCCCAGGUCUGGACUAUGUGAGCCAUGAAGACAUCCUGCCCUAUAACUCUACGGAGCAGAUCCCCAUCCAGCACGAGCUGUUUGAGCGCUUCCUCAUGUUCAACCCUGCCAAAGCUCCACCAUUUACACCCAGAGACACCCUGAAGGCGUGGCAGGAGAAGAACCACCCCUGGCUGGAGCUGUCAGAUGUCCACAGGGAGACCACGGAGAACAUCCGGGUCACCGUCAUCCCCUUCUACAUGGGCAUGAGGGAGGCCCAGAACUCCCAUGUAUACUGGUGGCGGUACUGUAUCCGUCUUGAGAACAUGGGCGCCGAGGUGGUUCAGCUGAGAGAGAGGCACUGGAGGAUCUUCAGCCUCUCAGGAACCCUGGAGACCGUCAGAGGACGAGGAGUCGUAGGGAGGGAGCCGGUGUUGUCAAAAGAACAGCCGGCCUUUCAGUACAGCAGCCAUGUGUCUCUACAAGCCCCCAGCGGACAUAUGUGGGGGACGUUUCGUAUUGAAAGAACCGACGGCUCUCACUUCGAUGUACGCAUUCCCCCCUUCUCCCUGGAGAGCAACAAAGACGACAAAGCGCCCCCUGCUGGCUACACGUUCUAACUGCCCGUAGUCUCCCCCCCCCCCGCCUGAGAGGCCCUGACACUCCGUCAGUCCUGGUCCUCUCUGGGUUGUCUGGAUUUGUCCUUCCCUCUGUAACACUGCCUGACUAGCGUGAGUCAGUUAUGCAAAGGAGAAUUAUAAUUUUCUUCAUCAUCCAAACAAAGGCACGUCUUUCCCUUUACUGUGAGAGUGCAUCAAACAGCAAUAUGUCAUUAGGUUAAUCAUAUAGAGUGGUGUAGUGAUGGCAUGUUUGUGUAGGUCAACCUGAAAGUUAGCAUCACAAGGGCUGCCUCGACAGAAAGCAAUGGGAUUUUCAAUAUGUAUGGAGGAAAAUAAGCUUUGUGGCCAACACACGUUAAUGAUACUGAACAGCUAGAAGAUACGGACAUUCACGAGUUGGGUGUUUAAUGACAUAUUUUAUGUUGUAGGACAAAACACGGACCUUAUUUCAGGCUUCUAACCAAAAACAUGUUUAAAACCCAAUGACUUUGAGACAAGGGAACCUGAAAUGGUCUAAAAUAAUUUCCUGAUUUUAGAACUCAUGACUGCGCCACUUUGUAUGAUAUAGAAGAGAGAUCUUCACUGUGUGUUUAAAGAGACAUGCAGUCAAGUGGAACAGUGCUGGGAGGUUGAUUUGUUGUUGCCAAGCUGAGCUGGACACUUUGAGUAUCUGACAGCUGAACAUCUUCGCAGGUUGGUUUUAUUUCCUGCUGAGCUCUGAAAAGAGAAACAGCUCCCACUGAGCUUCACACCGAGGCCUCAGUAGGACACUUUUAAGUGAACAUUAAGCCAUCACUUUAGCUACGUGUUACAAACUAUUCUUUGAUACUUUCUGUUUGAAUUUAGGAUUCACGCAUUACUUUUAUUUUGGACCCGAUUUUACGAUCAUGUUUUUAAUCAAGCCUGGUCACAGUUCAGUGGUGUCAGAGCUGUGUGGGCCGCUGAUGGAAGGGAAAUCGGAUGAAAUUCUGGUCUGCUUUUAGUGCUGAAGUUAGUGUCUGACAACAUUAUAGCGCAGCGGAUGGAAUUAGGGUUUGACACUCGUCAACAGAAAAUACGAUUUUUCGCUUUCUCAUUUGCGCUGUCUCAGAAAUGCUCUUGUAUCUUUUCUGAGUCGUACAUUUCGAUGAACACUAUCAAAACAUCUGUCAAUAUUACAGAUAAUCUUUAUUUUUAGUCUGCAUCAUUUAGAUGCAUUCUGAGGAGAUUUUCUUGAUCUGUGAUUCUCUUGAUCGGUGCUUCAAAAACUGGGAUUUCCAUCCGCAUGUGAUCCAAUGGUGUCAAAGAUCAAACUGAGUGAACUGUAUGUGUUGGCAGCCAAAAAAGAAUCCCUUCUUUGCCGGAGCGUUGAGCUGAGUUCUUGUGUUAGAAUAACAAAUGCAGCACACCUUUAUUAAAAAAAAGAAUGAAGUUUUAACUCGUGAACACCUCUGGUUAAAGCCUAUUGUUUGUAUUUGGAUCUGUGACACGGACAGUUCUCAGCCUGGAUUUUCUCCCUGGUAAAGUGAGCAAAUAAAGCUAACAAAGUGAUUUGAGGUAACUGAUUGUUGAAAUUCUACUGUAAAUAAAGAUGUAAGUAAAGGCAUAACAAAUAAAUGAUACCUUUUGAAAAGCC
This is a messenger RNA of Trematomus bernacchii (emerald rockcod), 2795 nucleotides long. RefSeq names its product polymerase (DNA-directed), delta interacting protein 2 (gene poldip2). Gene Ontology annotation, cellular component: nucleus; mitochondrial nucleoid. The transcript has 11 exons. The coding region runs from base 53 to 1180 and encodes 375 amino acids. Lineage: Eukaryota; Metazoa; Chordata; Actinopteri; Perciformes; Nototheniidae. The record is from RefSeq and is a predicted model, not a curated record. Gene Ontology annotation, molecular function: DNA binding. Gene Ontology annotation, biological process: error-free translesion synthesis.